This is a messenger RNA of Colletotrichum godetiae, 1086 nucleotides long. Its product is annotated as cytidylyltransferase. Lineage: Eukaryota; Fungi; Ascomycota; Sordariomycetes; Glomerellales; Glomerellaceae. Gene Ontology annotation, cellular component: cytoplasm; nucleus. Gene Ontology annotation, molecular function: nicotinamide-nucleotide adenylyltransferase activity; ATP hydrolysis activity. The record is from RefSeq and is a predicted model, not a curated record. The transcript is spliced from 2 exons. The coding region runs from base 1 to 1086 and encodes 361 amino acids.
AUGUCAUCUACCACCGCGGAACCGGAUCCGGCCAUGAAAAGCCGCGCCGCCCUCGUUGACUUCUUUUCCCGGAGCUUGACGGCGUUUCAAUCUUCCAGGGAUGCGUUUCGCGUCGUUUGUACCUUGCCUCCCCGAGGAGGGGGGAGUAGUGGUGACACGGCCACGAUACCGGCACCGGCGCCGCGGAGGCUAGGGGAUGAGAGUGGGAGUGGGGAGAAGAGGUCGGUGAAGAGUCUUGUUGUGUUGGAUUCUUCGUUUAAUCCGCCUACGAUGGCGCACUUGCGGAUGGCGGCGUCUGCGAUUCGGGAUUUGCAGAGGAGGAAGACGACGACGACGACGGGUGGAAGUAGCGGACCUGUGAGGUUACUGCUUCUCCUGGCUGUGAACAACGCGGAUAAGAAGCCUAAGCCUGCGGCGUUUGAGGUGCGGUUGGGGAUGAUGUAUGCGUUUGCUACGGAUUUGAGGGAUGAAUUGAAGAGGAAGGGCGUGGAGGAGGCGCUAGGGGAAUCGAUGAAGGGGGCAGAGACGGUACAGAAGGAAGAGGAGGAGAAGGAGGAAGUCGAAGUCGAUUUGGGGUUGACGACGAUGCCGUACUUUCACGAUAAGAGCCAGGCUAUUUCGGACACGGGGUUUUAUGCCCAAGGGAGCGAAGGAGAGCCGGAGCAAGUGUAUUUGGCGGGAUAUGAUACGCUCAUCAGGAUCUUCAACCCAAAGUACUACAGUGGUACGUCUUCAGCGGAAGAGGCGACAGCAGAAGCCGUGGCGCCGAUUCGUAGCGCGCUGGACCCGUUUCUGAAUAGGUCCAAGUUGCGGAUCACGAUGAGGACGGAUGAUGGAUGGGGUGGUGAGGGGGAGCAGGUUGCGUAUCUCGAGAGUUUGAGGGACGGAGGGCUGGAGGAGGUUGGUGGGCGAGGGCAGUGGGCGGAGAGGGUUGAGAUGGUUCGGGGGAGGGACGCGGGCGAGGAGGUUGUUAGUAGUACAAAGGUCCGGGAGGCUGCUUCUGCUGGGGAUGACGAGGGUUUGGGGAAGCUGGUUAGUAGGAGGGUGAAGGAGUGGGUGCUUGGGGAGGGGUUGUAUCGUGAGUGA